Messenger RNA from Nymphalis io (European peacock), 6672 nucleotides. It is a transcript of the gene nmo, whose product is annotated as serine/threonine-protein kinase NLK. The record is from RefSeq and is a predicted model, not a curated record. Gene Ontology annotation, molecular function: MAP kinase activity; ATP binding. Lineage: Eukaryota; Metazoa; Arthropoda; Insecta; Lepidoptera; Nymphalidae. Gene Ontology annotation, biological process: intracellular signal transduction; protein phosphorylation. The coding region runs from base 345 to 1670 and encodes 441 amino acids. Gene Ontology annotation, cellular component: nucleus; cytoplasm. The transcript is spliced from 10 exons.
UGGACGAUUGUCUGUGUCUUAAAAAUAAUUAUUAUUUAUCACGGUCUCAUCCUUUGUCCUGAAACAUUUGAAACUGAAGUCAAAACUUAUAUCCGUGCUAUAGAUAAUAGCAAAAUAACCGACAAACGUGUAAAUAACCGGUGAAAUUGACAGGUGUCCCGUUCAUCCGUGUAAAGUGCGUUGAGUGAUUCCCGCAUAGUCGUUCGAGCAUGAAUAAUAAAGAAGUAACCGGUGAUAGCGUCGCGUGUCAACCGGGAGCGGUCUGGUGAUCGAGGCAUAGUGUCGAGGCCGAGAGGUUGAUCGUGUGAUGAGUCUGCGGUGACGGCGAGCCGCGGAGCGGUUGGAUGGCGGCUGUAAGCGGCCCCGCGCGGCACUCUCGCGUCUCCAUGAGUGUGUCCAUGUCCCUGAUGCAGGGCGGUACGCAGAGCGCGCCGCAGGGCGCCAUCCUGGCGGCGGCGGCGCCCUACUACCAGACGCCGGCCAUACCGACCGACGUACAGCCCGACCGCCCCAUAGGCUAUGGCGCCUUUGGUGUAGUAUGGGCAGUGACAGAUCCGCGCGAUGGCCGCCGCGUCGCUCUCAAGAAGCUGCCCAACGUUUUCCAGUCGCUCGUCUCCUCAAAACGUGUCUUCCGCGAGCUGAAGAUGCUCUGCUUCUUUAAACAUGAAAAUGUAUUAUCGGCGUUAGAUAUACUCCAGCCACCAAGCCUCGACUUCUUUCAAGAAAUUUAUGUAAUCACGGAGCUGCUACAGAGCGACCUGCAUAAGAUAAUCGUGUCGCCCCAACACCUCUCCGCCGACCACAUCAAAGUCUUCCUCUACCAAAUACUCAGAGGGUUAAAAUACCUCCAUUCUGCUCGAAUUCUUCAUCGAGACAUCAAGCCCGGUAACCUGCUCGUAAAUAGCAACUGUGUGCUCAAGAUAUGCGACUUCGGUCUCGCCAGAGUCGAGGAGCCAGACGUCACAAAGAACAUGACACAGGAAGUCGUCACGCAAUACUAUAGGGCGCCUGAAAUUUUGAUGGGCGCGAACCACUACACGGCCGCAGUGGACGUGUGGUCUGUGGGUUGCAUAUUUGGCGAACUGCUCGGUCGACGCAUACUGUUUCAAGCUCAGAGUCCCGUGCAGCAGUUGGAGCUAAUAACCGAGCUGCUCGGCACGCCGUCGCUGGAGGACAUGCGCUACGCGUGCGCGGGCGCGCGUGCGCACAUGCUCCGUCGUGCGCCGCGACCGCCCGCGCUCGCUGCGCUCUACACGCUGUCCGUGCAAGCCACGCACGAAGCGGUGCACUUGUUAGCACAGAUGCUGGUAUUUGAUCCGGCUAAACGUAUAUCAGUCGUGGACGCCCUCGCCCAUCCAUAUCUAGAGGAAGGUCGUCUACGUUAUCAUUCGUGCAUGUGUAAAUGCUGCUACAGCGCUCCUCCAGCAGCAAGACACUACUCGCCGGACUUGGAACCAGUCGCCCCCCACGCCUUCCACGACGGCUGGGAGAGGAAACUCACUUCGGUUCAUCAGGUUAAAGAAGAGAUCCACAAGUUCAUAGCUGAACAACUUCAGACCUCGCGGGUUCCGCUCUGCAUCAACCCGCAGUCUGCGGCGUUCAAGAGCUUCGCAAGCUCGACCGUCGCCCACCCCUCCGAACUGCCGCCGUCACCGCACCAAUGGGAAUGACGCGAGUCCAAGCGCGGCUUCGACAAGCGACGCGCCGUAUACAACGACACGCGAUAACCGACAUUACAUCUUACCAUGUAACGCUCAAUAUUCCAUGUAUAGUGUAGCAAUUUGUUUAAGGACCGCUUCUUAUAAUUUCAAGGUACCAAAACAAACGAAAUGUCGGUGUAUAUUGAUAAUUGUACUAAACAAACCGUCGGUAGAAUCAUCUCAUUUAUAAAGGUCGAGUGAGUCACUGGAUGAAUACGAACUGCCUAAAACUUUGACUAAUCAAAUAGUCUAUUAAGACAUAAGGUUUACCAUUAUGCUGAGGUAUUCGAUGUUUAUCCUAAUUUUUGAUACGAUUUCUCAGCAUUAAUUUGACUACUUGGUUUAACUGCAAAAGGGAUCUCACAUAACUAUUAAAUUUGACGAAAAUAAAGAAACAAUUGGACAAGGCAUUCGUAACAUUACGAUUAUAACUUUAAGAUAUUCGAACCAGAUAUUUUUAUGAAGAACCUCAUAAACCGACACGAUGAUUGUAAUAUAUUUAGGACCUAUAUUCAUUAGUAAGAUGUGAUAUAUUUUUAACUAAAACUUACAUGAAUAUCGCUGAAGCUGUAAAAGAAGAUCAGCUUUUCAGUUUAAAAAAAAAACGGAUAAUUUUUUUAAGUUAAUUUAUGUCGCUAAGGGAGUGCAUUCCUGACGCGCAGAACAGCGUAAGGAUGUUUCAAAUUAUUACUGCACUAUUACAAGGUCAGUGUCAAUUGUUUAUUGACAACUGACAGACGUCAACAUGACCAAUUGACAGAUGUCAAUAUGACCAACUGACAGACGUCAGAAGAGCGAUUUAUAGCGGACGGACUUUGAUAGCUGUGCCUAGCGGUUACACCCGCGGUGAAUUUUUAAUCUACAUACCUACCUGUUUCAUAGUUUGACUAUCAGUUGACAUUUAUGAUUACUGCUUCUCCCUUAAGUGACCUUUUAUUACCAACAAUAUAAAAAAAAUCUUAUUUUAAUAUAUUAUGGGUAAAAUGUAUCGAUGGGAUGUAUGUAUAGAUGAAUAUUAAUACUGAAGCAAAUUGUGGAAAGUUUUUAUAAAGACGCUGAUCACAAAUUUUGGAAUAUAUAAUGUCUGAUCUUAAGAUUAUUAGAUCAUUGAACGUGGAUGAUCACUACGUAUACGUCAUUGGGUUAUGAAAAAAAAACAUUGGGUUAUGAAAAAAAAAAAUAAGACGAAAACAAAUUCGUGGAUACUUCAUAUAUUUCUAACAAUUGAUUACAAUGAUUUAAGCAAAAAUCAAUCUUGAAAUAAAUUAUAGUAUCAAACGAUUAAGGUACAUGCAUAUAAUAUAUGAUUUUCUGUCUUACCUAAUGUAUACAGGACUUAAUAUGAUAGCAAAACUUUUAUCGAAAACUUCAAAGACGAAUAUGGUAACUAAUUGGCAUUAAUUUAAAUAAAGAAAAUUUAUAAAAAUUGUGCAACAAAGUGCAAUUAGAGUACCUUAAAAAAUUAAAAUGGCUACCAAAAUUAAUGUGUACCGUUUCGAAAAUUCUUAGUUUAGGUUUAGGCUAUGGUUAGUUUGUGAAUAUAUAUUUAAGUUAUACCGGCAUGGGAAGAUAAAUAUGGCAAAGAAUAUGAUGGAAUACUAGCUGUCGCUAUAUUACAAGUUACAAGAUUGGCAGAUGUUCUAUCUCUGUCUAUUCAUAAAUAUAAAUAACCCUGUGCAUGAAAGGGUUAGAUAACACCAAUGCUCACGUCAGGUUAAAAGGAAAAACAUUGUAAUAUAACGCAAGUUAGAUUUGAUACAACGAAAGAAUCGCAGAUAACGUUAGUGGGGAUGCGAAAGGUUUGUUAAAAAAACUUGAUGUAAUGUUCAAUGUAACCGAUUGCUUUAUAUGUAGGUAGGUAUAGUAAUUCAUACUAGGGUCUAUCAGACCUGCACGACCAAGCGAAUCGUAAGUAAAUCUCUAUAUACAGCAACGGGACAGUCGAAGAAUGCUACCUUAUAAGUAUAAAUGUAACUUAUUGAACACUGUCGCGUGGUCGCUCAGAUGUGAACGAUUCCUUAUAUUUGCGAUUCUAUGUAGUAUACGCGUGUGUGUGCCUGACAGUAUGGACAUUGCAAGCAAUAAAUGUUGCAAUAUAAUAUAGCGGUAUUGCAUUAAUUUUAUCGAUUUGAUUUUUUUUUUUUGUUGUGUUCUUUGUCUAUUUGAAGCCUCGUACAGAUUUCGGCUUCGUACUUAACUUAGAUCGCAGUCUCAUGCGGAUUCUGGAAUCUCGACAGACCGCAGUCUGUACGGAGCUUUACAUUUAUAAUAAGCUUACUCUAUACACCAUUGUAUGUAACAUCGACUGAACAUUUUUACGUAGUUAGGUUAGAUUAGAAUUUAUUAAAUACCAGAAACACAAGGAAAUAGUAAGGGAAAAAGUAUGUUAUAUCAACGCCGUAGUGUAUAUUAUUGUAUAGUGAUGUAACUUUAACCGAUACAUAUUGAGGUCAAGCAUUUAUAGCGUAUUAGAUGUAUUACGUAACUGUGUGUUAGUGUGCGUGACACGAGUGUGUGUGUAUAUUUUCAUUUAUCGAUAUCGAUGUUUCCAUUUGUGUUUAAUUUAGUAAACGUUCUGCAUCACGCUGCUAACAUAAUAUAGUAUAGGGGAAACUGUGUGCAUGUCAAGAGACGUAGCCUUAAAACUAGUUCAAAGCUAUAUAAAAUAUAAUAAAAAAAAAAUUAAUAAAAAAUAUGUAAAUAUAUGACUAGUGUUAGUUAGGCUCUUGUAUCGAUUGAGCCUUUGUAAUAUCCCGCACGAUUAGAUUGGCGGUUUGGUGUACCGUUACAAGGGAAUAUGGACCUUAUCAUAACGGUACGACCAAAUACGAUUGAUGGUACAAAAGGAAGCGUGUCUGCGCCGCUCACUGAUAAAUACACGCUCUAUGACAAGAUCAAUUUUAUUAUUUUUUAAUUUGUGCUCAAUAAUGAAAAAUAAUAAGGUUAUAUAUAUAUUAAAAAAAACCUUUUCAACCAAGCUUUUAUUUAGUAGCAAUUUCGAAUCAAUUCAAAAAUAUCAUACUAGAUAGUGUUGCCAUAAUCACCAAAAGUUAGGCAAAAUUUUAGCUCAAUCGUUUGAAUGUUAAUUCAUUAUAUUUGCUAAUCGACUCUUACAUUAUAACACGAGAAGUUAAACAGAUCAUUCAUAUUGCGUGUAUUUAUAGAGAGUGCGUUCGGACCGCUACGGACCCACCUUGCCUUAACUCAGUAAACUGUCACUGUGAUUCAGUAAGUGUAGUUAUUUGACUCAAACACCUCCCGCAGUCAGUUCGACUUGUAUAUACAAUUGUAUUUUUAUUAUUAUACGCUUUAUAAUCGCUAUUACACUUGAAUGUAUUCAAAGCGAAAGUCGUUGACAUCAAAAUGCAUAACACGAUAGAUACAAGCGAUUUAAUUAAGUACGAGUCAAUAUUAAAAUGUAUUUAACUUAUAAACUGCUUAGCGGCUGUUUAGCUAAACACUGAUUUUUCUCUUUCUAUCAUUAUCGAUUUAAAAUUCGAAAGAAGAAGACGGCAUCGUUUAACUAAUCACCCGCUAAACAAAGUAUAUAAGUAAGUCCGUUAUUUGUUAAAUUUCCGAUUGUCCAAUGUAAAUAUUUAGCCUCGAUCGACUUUAAUUUGUCCCAUGUUUUAAAACUUGCGUUUAAACGCUUCUCAUUUUAUUUAAUAUGCGUAUUUCGUUUCCAAACUUUCAGAGAUCUCGUAUAUUUUUAAGUUCUAACAAGAUCGUAAGCACACGGUUUUUAGUUCUUAAGGCGUCACGCAUUUCUUUUCCUUUAUAACGCCAACGCUGAUGCACUGACGUAUGUUAGAGGUACGUCUUUAAUCAAUAUCCUUUUAUCCUGUAAAUAUUAGAGACGUGAUAAGAUUUUUUAAUUUCGUAUUAAUUAAGCCUCUGCCCUUAUUUGUGUUCUUUAUUUGAUUAUUCGUUUAUUUACUUUUAAUGAUAGUAGUAAUAAAAAAAAAAACAACAUAAGAAUUGUUCGAUCGUAAGUCAAACGAUUCGUUUUAAACUUAUUUACCGGUUAUGUAAAUAGUAGGUAUUUUGUGCACUGAUAAUCGUGAUUAAGGUAAACGUAACUUAGAUUAAUACCGAACGGCUGUAUCGAUUAAUAUAAUAUAAUGCCCAAAACAUGUUCACAUAAUAAUACCACGUGUAUUAGGAAUGUUUGCUUUGCGAUAAUUAUACUUAUCGACGAUUACGUGUAUCAUAGUUUUAGUUUGUUUUUGGCGCGAUGGACUCGUUAGUUAUUGAUGUUUAUUUGAUAUAUUGAAAAUGAUAAUAAAAAAAAAAAAUGAAACAGAAACUGGACUAUGUAAAUAUAUUUGAUACGUGUUUCUGUCGUGUACGGAGUUAGUUGCAUUUUACCAUUUUUGCAAACUGCCAAAACUAAUGUAAUGAUUUUGUAGCGUCGUGUCGACGGCAACACGGAUAAUAUGCAACCUGUCUCACAGCAAUUUAUAAUUUUUUUAAUGUAUACAGAUCUUAUGUAAAACGGUUAACGUUUUAUUAACUAGAAUUAACAUAAGUUAAAUAUAGAAUAGAUGAUGUUCGUGUAAAUGUUUAGACUUAUCGUUGUUCUGAAUAGUUUUUCAGAUAGCUCAGUUUAUUGCUUUUCUUCGUUGAUCUUCGUUUAAGAUGAUUCUAAACACAUUUUUUUUAAAUGAUAUUAAGCGUACACACUGCUUGAGAACUUCGUCGAUUGAUAUUUACGUAUGCAAAAUACAGAUAACAAAUAAAACCAUGUGACGGCGAAGUUUUUAAUCAAUAUGUACGCUUUUCUCUACGAUUAUUCUUAAUAUGUAUAAAUAUGUAUAGAUUUGUUUUAUGUUCAAGCAAUGAACUGAGCUAUAUAUGAUAGAAUGGAAGACAGUUUGUAGUUAUCUGUGUAGUCGGUAGUGUAGCGGGCCCCGGCGUAGAGCUGUGACAUCCGGGCUCGACACUGUAACAAUAAAACUAUGGCAUAAAUAUA